Molecule: messenger RNA, 1895 nt
Organism: Phragmites australis (common reed)
Lineage: Eukaryota; Viridiplantae; Streptophyta; Magnoliopsida; Poales; Poaceae
Product: GATA transcription factor 12-like
Exons: 3
Coding region: 225-1418 (397 amino acids)
Biological process (GO): regulation of DNA-templated transcription
Molecular function (GO): zinc ion binding; sequence-specific DNA binding
Source: RefSeq, a predicted model, not a curated record
GAGGAGAGUGGCUGUGGGCUGUUGCUUUAUUUACUCCUCAAGAAGCGUUCAUCUCUGCUGACCUCCCUCCGGCCUCGUCGUCGUCCUCCACUCCGCUCUCCAACGCGUCCCAAUUAAACCCUACGCUCUCUCUCUCUCUCUCUCUCUCUCUCUCUCUCUCAGACAGAAUAAGCGGAGGGAAGGGAGAGGAAGAAGGGAACAAAAAGACGAAUUCUCUGCGGUGAAUGGAGGUGGCGGCGGAGUGCGCGAACGGCGUCCGGGCGAAGGAGGCGGACCUCUUCCUCGUCGACGACCUCCUCGACCUGCCGUGUGACGACGACGAGGAGGGACAGGAGGCGGUGGUGGGGGAGAGGGAGUGUACGGCGGAGGUGGCGGUGGACGGGGCUUGUGGCGCCGCCGCCGGAGGUGGUGGGGAGGAGGGCGCCGCGGUGAACGCGUCGAACGACUCGUCGACAGUGACGGCUCUGGACAGCUGCAGCAACUCCCUCUCCGGCCUCGCCGACGGGGACUUCUCCGGCGGGCUCUGCGAGCCGUACGACCAAUUGGCGGAGCUGGAAUGGCUAUCCAGCUACAUGGGCGAGGACAACUUCCCGACGGAGGACCUCCGGAAGCUGCAGCUCAUCACCGGCAUCCCGUCGGCCGCCGCCAACACCACUGCGUCCGCUAUCGCUCCUGCGGCCGCCGCGGCGCAGCCCAGCAGCGGUGUGCUGCCCCCGGAGGCGCCCGUACCCGGCAAGGCGCGCAGCAAGCGCUCCCGCAUCGCGCCAUGCAGCUGGUCGUCCCGCCGCCUCGUGCUCCCGCCCCCUCCCGCCUCGCCGCCCUCCCCGGCGUCCGCGGCCAUCUCGCCGUCCGAGUCCGGCACCGGCACUGGCACCGCGCUGGUGUUCCCAGCCAAGAAGCCCGCGAAGCCGUCCAAGAAGGACGCACCGGCGCCCGCGCCGAACGCCGCGGCGGCGGCUGCAGAGGAGGGGAGGAGGUGCCUGCACUGCGAGACGGACAAGACGCCGCAGUGGAGGACGGGGCCCAUGGGGCCCAAGACACUGUGCAACGCGUGCGGCGUGCGGUACAAGUCGGGCCGCCUCGUGCCGGAGUACCGGCCGGCGGCGAGCCCGACCUUCGUGGUGUCGAAGCACUCCAACUCUCACCGCAAGGUUCUCGAGCUGCGCCGCCAGAAGGAGAUGCAGGUCCUGCACCACCCCCACCAUCAGCACCAGCCGCAGCCGCUGUCACACGUGGGCGCAGGCGGCAGCGGCGGAGGCCUAAUGCACCUGCCGGGUCCGCUGCUGUUCGACGGGCCGUCGGCGCCGCUCAUCGGGGACGACUUCUUGAUCCACAACCGCAUAGGGCCGGACUUCCGUCAGCUCAUAUCUCCUAGAGGAAGAGUAGACAAGCAGUUUAAGUUCAAACUUCCAAGCUAGUACGUGUGCGAGACUCCAUUCACUUCUACUUGUUUAUGCGAUUCCCAAUCUUGUCUUCGUUUUGGCGAGCAAGAUGAUUCGCUUGCAGUGGUGAAUCGACGAUGACUGUUGGCAUAUCGGUAGGGCCGAGACGUCAGUGAGUGUCUGCAAAGGAAGCAUUCACUUCCAACGACUUGGCUGUAAAAUCUUGGUCCGGCUUUGUUGGUUUGAUUCUCCUCUUUCGGGCCCAUUUUUGGGAUGAACGACUGGUACGUACCUGACCACCGAAAGCUUCGAUUUACCUGCUGUGUGCUACCAGCCUACAUCUCUAUGUGACGAUGCGCUCUACCUGCUUGCCAAAGGCCUGACACUUGUGCACAGAGUGCCACUGGUAAAUGUCACAUGAGAAGAGCCAGGACAUGCAUGUACUGACGCCGAUGGACGGACGUCUGAUAGAUUUCGCCUGAAGCAAAGGCACACUUCCGCUUUUAGACUAUU